AUAAAAAACAAUUUAGUCAAUAUGUGCAAUUAUUUAUUACAGUGUAAAACGAAAAUACACAGUUGUUUCAUUAUAUUUCUUGAAAGAAGGGGUGCUUCUGAAGAAAGCAUCGCAGUUGUUCGAAAGACGUCUAUAGUUAUAAAAAUGAUACGAUUUGUUAUACUUGGUUCAUUGAUUGUUUUAUCAAUGGCUCAGUUUCAACCUUCUAGAAGGAUUUUAGAAGCUCCAAUACCUGCACUUUGUGCACAAAGGAUUAUUCAUGAACGUUUUAAUGGCAAGGGUUACUACUACUCAUGGGCUGAUCCAAGAACGAGUGGACAAGAACUUGAUUGGUUAGCAGGUAGAAAUUUCUGCAGGCAAAGAUGCAUGGAUCUUGUUUCUCUGGAAACUUCUGUCGAGAACGAGUUUAUUAAAAGUCGCAUUGUUCAAAAUAACGUGAAAUAUAUUUGGACAUCUGGUCGACUUUGUGAUUUCAAAGGGUGCGAUAGACCUGAUCUUCAACCUCCUCAUAUUAAUGGUUGGUUCUGGACUGCAGAAUUACAAAAGCUUGCACCUACCAAUGAUCGUUCUAAUAAUGACUGGUCCGAAAGUGGAGGUAUUGGAAAACCACAACCUGAUAAUCGUGAAGCUAUACAACAAGGAGGUGCACCAGAGAAUUGUUUAGCAGUACUAAAUCAGUUUUAUAAAGAUGGAGUAAAUUGGCAUGAUGUUGCUUGUCAUCAUAAAAAACCAUGGGUGUGUGAAGAUAAUGAUUCUUUAUUGAGAUAUGUUCAUUUCACCAGUCCUAAUAUUCGUAUUUGAAAUAGCUUUAUUAUAUAUUACAUAAUUAUAAUUACUUAAUAUUUGUUAUGUAAACUUAUUAUGUUUAUU
Messenger RNA from Frieseomelitta varia, 870 nucleotides. RefSeq lists its product as uncharacterized. The transcript is spliced from 6 exons. The record is from RefSeq and is a predicted model, not a curated record. Lineage: Eukaryota; Metazoa; Arthropoda; Insecta; Hymenoptera; Apidae. Bases 22 to 801 code for a protein of 259 amino acids.